AUGAGUCAUUUCAAAGGUUGUUCUCGUCUUCCCGAAUUCGCCGUCCCGAAGAAGUACAAUCUCCGCCUGAGUCCCGAUCUAACCGCCGGAGAUUUCGCCGGAACCGUCGCAAUCGACGUUGAUAUUGUCACCGCUACUCGAUUCAUCGUUCUGAAUGCGGUUGAUCUCUCCGUGAACAACGCCUCCGUUUCCUUCACUCCUCGUAAUUCCUCUGAGGUUUCACUUCUGAGAAUCCAUGAAUUUGACGAUGAUGAAAUUGUGUUUGAAGCAGAUGCUAGGAGGUGCUUCCCAUGCUGGGAUGAACCUGCUUGGAAGGCUACCUUUCAAAUUACGGUAGUGGUGCCAAAUAAUGUAGUAGCUCUCUCCAAUAUGCCCGUCGUAGAGGAGAAGAUUGAUCGUAAUCUGAAAAUCGUCUCCUACCAAGAGACACCUAUGAUGUCUACAUAUUUGGUAGCAAUAGUUGUUGGUUUGUUUGACUACGUGGAAGAUCAUACUUGCGAUGGGAUUAAAGUCAGAGUAUACUGUCAAGUAGGCAAAGCCGACCAAGGAAAAUUUGCAUUGCAUGUUGCUGCCAAGACAUUGGAUCUGUUCAAAGAGUACCUUGCCCUCCCAUACCCCCUUCCCAAAUUGGAUAUGGUUGCAAUACCAGAUGCUGCUGCUGGAGCUAUGGAGAGUUAUGGUUUAGUUACAUACCCUGAAACAGCUCUUCUCUAUGAUGAGCAACGUUCAGCAGCUUCUAACAAGCUUACGCGUGAGGAACCGUUGCUGAACACUCCAACAGUUUCUGGAAAUGCUGGAAACAAUGUAGAUUCUAAUCCGUUUUCUGCUCUCCAUGGGGAUCAGGUGCAGCAAGUGAUGACUCUGCAGCAAUCACUUUCCAUUCGGAAUAGGAACACAAUCAGCCUGGCUUCAAGUGAGGAUCCAAUGGUUGGUGCUACUCCUGAUGCCUCUCAAAUGAACCAGUUAUUACAAAUACUAGGCUUACAUUCCAAUCCACAAUACACGAAUCAGAUCAUAAGUCUCAACCCAGAACUCCAAAGCGUGACACUGAAGCCAGGGUUCCUUCGUCUGCUUAACUCCCCAGAGGCAAUGCAGCACAUGAUGACUCUGCAGCAAUCACUUUUCUCUGGGUAUUGGAAUACAACCAGCCAGGCUCGGGAGCAAACUGGUGCCACCACAGGUACGCAAGGAGAAAUGGAGAUAUGUGCAAAUUAUGUAGUGAUGAAAAGAGAAACAGGAGCCAUUGGAGUUGUGAGUUCCGACAGACUCUCUUUAUAUCCGAUCGAUAAAGAGAAAUCAGAAGACUUUGACAAGGACAAGCUAGUGCUUGUAUCGAGAAGAGUCUCUCAUGGGAAAAUUGUGUGUUCAGUAAUGGAGAAAAAGAAGGUGGGAUACAUACUUAAAACAGAUACGAAAGUUGAUCUAGCAGCAUCUCAUGGCGGUGAUAUAAUUCACCGCGACAUAGGAACCGAGUCAAUGGAAAGGAUCAGAUGUUUAUUCGUUGGAGAUUUUGUCAUCUACGAGUCAUGGGUAGGCAUAGUUGAAGAAGUGGAACUGGAUCUUAAGGUGAAGUUUGAUGACGGUAUAGUAAGAACUUAG
Molecule: messenger RNA, 1599 nt
Organism: Arabis nemorensis
Lineage: Eukaryota; Viridiplantae; Streptophyta; Magnoliopsida; Brassicales; Brassicaceae
Source: the annotation of a GenBank genome assembly